This is a messenger RNA of Elaeis guineensis (African oil palm), 1047 nucleotides long. Lineage: Eukaryota; Viridiplantae; Streptophyta; Magnoliopsida; Arecales; Arecaceae. The record is from RefSeq and is a predicted model, not a curated record.
AUGCCCCGCAGAAAUCUGGUUGCUUGGAAUGCGAUGCUGAGUGGGCUCUCAAUGCAUGGAAUGGCUGCUGAGGUGCUAAAAUUGUUUUCCCGAAUGGUCGCAGAAGAAGCAUUGCAGCCAGAUGAUAUCACCUUUGUUGGCGUUCUGAGUGCAUGCAGCCGGUCUGGUCUUGUAGAACAAGGUGAGAAGUUUUUUCACGAACUCGGCACAGUUUACGGAUUGAAACCCAAGGUCGAGCAUUAUGCUUGCAUGGUGGACCUCCUGGGCAGGGCAGGACGGUUAGAGGAAGCAGAGGCUCUGGUCAGGGAAAUGCCCGUCCUCCCUAAUGAGGUUGUAUUGGGCUCCCUCCUCGCCUCCUGUAGUCUUCAUGGAAAGCUAGAUUUAGGAAGACGCUUGAUGGAGGAGCUGGUGCAGAUGGACCCACAUAACACCGAAUACCACGUGCUGCUGUCAAAUAUGUAUGCAUCUUCAGGAAGGCAUUUCGAGGCCGACGGUCUUAGAGAGGCAAUGAGGAGGAAAGGAAUUAGGAAGGCUCCCGGUAUUAGUUUUAUCGAAGUCAAUGGACAAGUGCACCAAUUUAGUGCUGGGGACAAAUCACACCCACAGGCACGAGAGGUGCAUGCCAUGUUGGAUGAAGUGGUUCAGAGGUUGCGGAUGGCUGGGUAUGUCCCAGAUGUGGCCUCUCAGAUUCCCCGUGCCAUGGAUAAUUACUUAGAAAAUUGGGAGGAGCGAGAACAGGCUCUGUUAGUUCACAGUGAGAAGCUUGCAAUAUGUUUUGGUCUGAUCAGCACAAGGCCUGGUCUGCCUCUGCGCAUCUUUAAGAAUCUUCGUAUCUGCACAGAUUGCCAUGCAGUAAUAAAGCUGAUCUCUGACAUUUUCGGAAGGGAGGUCAUUGUCAGAGACCGAAAUCGCUUCCAUUGCUUUAGGAAAGAGAUGGAGAAGCCUGCGGUUGGGACGAGGAAAUUGUUCCAAGGGCAUCUCAUCAGUGCUAUGGCAAUUGGUUUUGUUGUCCGGGGAAGUAAUGGAUAUGAAGAAGAUCAGGAUUAG